Messenger RNA from Tilletiaria anomala UBC 951, 1874 nucleotides. RefSeq names its product V-type ATPase. The transcript has 6 exons. Lineage: Eukaryota; Fungi; Basidiomycota; Exobasidiomycetes; Georgefischeriales; Tilletiariaceae. Bases 224 to 1825 code for a protein of 533 amino acids. Gene Ontology annotation, cellular component: proton-transporting V-type ATPase, V1 domain. The record is from RefSeq and is a predicted model, not a curated record. Gene Ontology annotation, biological process: proton transmembrane transport; ATP metabolic process. Gene Ontology annotation, molecular function: ATP binding; proton-transporting ATPase activity, rotational mechanism.
AAUGGAUACCGCUCCAGUAGCAUAGAUACCAUCCUUAGACUUGAGUUGGGCUACGGUCGCCAUAAGCAGGGCAGCAAACUUCCCUGGGACCAGCAGCGGGCAGUGCAUCAACACAAUUGCUCCAGCGCUUGCUUGUCGCGGGCAAUAGAAACGAGGCGCAUCCAUUCGGACGUCCCCAACUGUGACAACUCAAAUAGCGAACAACGCUGACCAUCUUGCACAAAUGGCGGACCCACGCAUGAGCGACCAGGAGCUCUUUGCCCUCAAUGCAAAAGCUGCCGUCAAGAACUACUCAGUCGAUCCACGUCUCGAUUACCGCACCGUUAGCGCCAUCAAUGGUCCCCUCGUCGUCCUCGAUAAGGUUCGCUUCCCCAGUUACAAUGAGAUCGUCAGCCUCACCCUGCCGGAUGGCAGCAAGAGGGGUGGCCAAGUCCUCGAAGUCUCGGGUGACAAGGCGAUCGUACAGGUUUUCGAGGGCACCAGUGGCAUCGAUGUGAAAGACACACACAUCGAAUUCACCGGUUCAUCCAUGAAGCUGCCAGUCUCAGAGGACAUGCUGGGUAGAAUCUUCAAUGGGUCAGGCGCACCGGUGGACAAGGGACCAAAGGUCUUUGCAGAGGACUACCUUGACAUCAAUGGCUCUCCCAUCAACCCGUUCUCCCGCGUUUACCCCGAGGAGAUGAUUCAGACUGGAAUCUCGACGAUCGACACGAUGAACUCCAUUGCCCGUGGUCAAAAGAUCCCCAUCUUUUCGGCUGCGGGUCUUCCGCACAAUGAGAUUGCCGCGCAAAUUUGCCGUCAAGCUGGUCUUGUCAAGCGUCCUGGUGCCCAAAAGGGUGUCCAUGAUGGCCAUGAGGACAACUUCUCCAUCGUCUUUGCAGCUAUGGGUGUCAACAUGGAGACAGCUCGCUUCUUCAAGAACGACUUCGAGAGCAAUGGCUCGCUGGAUCGUGUCACUCUCUUCCUCAACUUGGCCAACGACCCCACAAUCGAACGUAUCAUUACACCAAGAUUGGCGUUGACAACUGCAGAAUAUUACGCAUACCAACUCGAAAAGCACGUUCUUGUCGUGCUCACCGACAUGACCUCGUACGCCGAUGCCCUGCGUGAAGUAUCCGCUGCUCGUGAAGAGGUCCCAGGUCGUCGUGGCUACCCCGGUUACAUGUACACGGACUUGUCUACCAUUUAUGAGCGUGCCGGCCGUGUCCAAGGGCGGAAUGGUUCAAUCACACAGAUUCCGAUUCUUACCAUGCCCAACGAUGACAUGACCCACCCGAUUCCCGAUUUGACGGGCUACAUUACGGAGGGCCAGAUCUACGUCGACCGGCAGCUCCACAACCGGCAGAUCUACCCGCCAAUCAACGUGCUCCCGUCUCUUUCGCGCCUAAUGAAGAGCGCCAUCGGAGCCAAGCACACGCGAGGAGACCACGGUGAUGUGUCGAACCAGCUAUACGCAAACUACGCCAUUGGUCGCGACGCUGCUGCGAUGAAGGCUGUCGUCGGUGAGGAGGCGCUGAGUGCAGAAGACAAGCUGUCGCUCGAGUUCUUGGACAAGUUUGAGCAUCAAUUCGUGGCGCAAGGUGCAUACGAGACGCGUACCAUUUUCGACUCGCUCGACAUUGCAUGGAGCUUGCUGCGCAUCAUGCCGAAGGAGAUGCUCAACCGCAUCAGUCCCAAGGUUAUCAAAGAGUACUAUGCACGGAAGCCCUCGAAGAGCACCCGUGGCGCACAGCAGCAACAGCAGCAGCAGGAGGAGGCGAGCAAGAAGGAUAAGGACACGCGGGACUCAGUAGUCCCAGAAGAAGGCAAGCUCGUCGAUGCCUAAGGUUGCAUCGUCGACGUCGGUCCCUCGGCACCGAGGUGGUCCCGCAUUC